UGUUUGCCCUAAUUAACCCUUCUCUCUCUUACCUUCCACAAUUUUUAUUUAUAUAAAAGGGUGAGGCAAACAUCUAUUUUUAGCAAGGUAUCUUCUAAAAACUCUCUUUCUUUUCCUUUGUCCAUUUUACAAUGUCCACCGUGGUCGGUUCUCUCUCGACUAAGGAUAAUGUUAAGUUUAAUCCUCAAGUGAGAGAGGAAAAACUUGGUACCACGAUAAAAGAUCGAGAAGAAGAGAAGAUCAUUGAAGAAGAUGAAGAGAACAAACUUAAGGGAGAGAGAGAAAUAAUGGAUCUCGGUCCUCUAUUCUCUCUUAAAGAACAACUCGAAAAAGAUAAGGAUGAUGAAAGCUUGAGGAAAUGGAAAGAACAGCUGCUGGGUAGUGUGGAUCUCUCAGCCAUUGGAGCAGAAAGCAAAGAAGCAGAAGUGAAAAUCCUGAGCCUAACCAUCCAAUGUCCAGGGCGACAAGAUCUUGUGCUCCCAUUGCCAUUUACCAAAACUUCCAAGACUAGUAGCUGCCUCUUCGCCUUAAAGGAAGGCUCUCGGUACCGACUUCUGUUCAGUUUCGUCGUUGCUGGGAACAUUGUCUCGGGUCUUAAGUACACGAACACUGUCUGGAAGACUGGGGUUAGAGUGGAUUAUAGCAAGAAAAUGCUUGGAACUUUCAGUCCUCAGAAGGAACCUUAUGUGUAUGAAAUGGAAGAAGAAACUACACCCUCUGGAAUGUUUGCAAGAGGAUCCUAUUCUGCAAGAACAAAGUUUGUGGAUGAUGAUGGGAAGUGCUAUUUGGAUGUGAGUUACCAUUUUGAAAUCCAAAAGAAGUGGCCAACAACACCCUCUACUUCAUCAUGAAUAGUAUAUUUAGUGUUGUUCUUCUAAUUCCUAUAUUUGGAGAUAUAGCUUUGGCUUUAUUAUCAUUAUUGUGUUACUUUUUUCCAUUAAGCUUUUGCUGUAAUCCAAAUUGGAAUUGUGUCUCUAUUCACUUGUUCAUUCAAUAUAUAUAUAUAUAUAUAACUUUUCUCUCUCA
Messenger RNA from Cucumis sativus (cucumber), 1026 nucleotides. Its product is annotated as rho GDP-dissociation inhibitor 1. Gene Ontology annotation, molecular function: Rho GDP-dissociation inhibitor activity; protein binding. The transcript has 5 exons. Gene Ontology annotation, cellular component: membrane; cytosol; cytoplasm. The coding region runs from base 132 to 851 and encodes 239 amino acids. Gene Ontology annotation, biological process: Rho protein signal transduction. Lineage: Eukaryota; Viridiplantae; Streptophyta; Magnoliopsida; Cucurbitales; Cucurbitaceae. The record is from RefSeq and is a predicted model, not a curated record.